This is a messenger RNA of Prunus mume (Japanese apricot), 1191 nucleotides long. RefSeq lists its product as uncharacterized. NCBI's taxonomy places the organism in Eukaryota, Viridiplantae, Streptophyta, Magnoliopsida, Rosales, Rosaceae. The record is from RefSeq and is a predicted model, not a curated record.
UAACCAUAAAACAGAAGAAUAAGAAGUGAGAAGUGAGGAGAAUAAGAAAGAAGAAGGAAAAUGGCACGUCGUGAAUUGGUAGUCCUUGCUUUGGUAUUAGUUGCCAUUGUGGGGGUUGCAGCCGCAGACUCAGGCAGCAGUCCUACACCUUCACCAUCUAAGAAAGAAGACAAAGACUCAGAAAGCCGCAGCAGCAGCGACAGCAGUUCAUCAUCGUCGUCGUCACCAUCCUCCUCUCCAUCCUCCUCCUCCUCAUCAUCAUCAUCAUCUGAUGCCCCGACCUCCUCCUCAUCAUCAUCAGAUGACAAGGACAAGGACAAGAAGGAUAAAUCAUCAUCAGCCCCGGCCCCAUCAGCAUCAGCCCCCAAGUCAUCAUCGUCAGAUAGUAAGGACAAGGACAAGUCAUCAUCGUCAGAUAGUAAGGACAAGGACAAGUCAUCAUCAUCACCAUCUCCCAGCAGCUCUUCGGGCGGCUCUUCUUCUUCAUCACCAUCGCCCAAGUCUUCCUCUUCUGGCAGCCCAUCAUCAUCUUCAGGUAACAAAGACAGUGGCAGCAGCUCAUCUUCACCAUCGCCUAAGUCCUCCCCAUCAGGCUCUUCGGGAUCUUCUGGGUCUUCAGGCUCUUCUGCCAGCUCCCCCAAGUCAUCAUCUUCAGGCGACAAAGAUAGCGACAGCAGCAGCAGCAGCAGCAGCAGCAGCAGCCCAGCUUCAUCUCCUAAGUCAUCAUCUUCGGGCAAUAAAGACAAAGACAGCAGCUCAUCUCCAUCUUCUGACGACGACACCUCCACGGCACCAGCCCCCAGUGAAUCAGCGUCUCCCCCUGCCCCGUCCACGGACAGUACUGAGACUCCCUCCGACAUUAUCACCGCUGACACACCAGCUCCAUCCGACUCUUCCUCUAAAAGCGCCGCCGCAGCCCCGGCCUUCUUCUCUACUGUCUCCGCCGGUAGUGUUGCCCUACUCGCAGCUGCCACCUUGUUUGCCUUCUAAGUUAGUUACCCCUCUCACUGCAUGAUGCGCUUUCUAUUUUUAUGCCCCGAAACUUAAUUCGAUGUUUUUCGGUCGAGACCCUACUUCUUCUGAUCAUUAUCAUCUUUCAGGACUAGUGAUUUAUUCUCUGUAACAUCGAAUCAGUCCACGUUUUGUCCGUUUCACUCAUUCAACUCAUUAAUUAAAGGGCAUUCAACUUAA